Uloborus diversus is the source of this 1747-nucleotide messenger RNA. Its product is annotated as PC3-like endoprotease variant B. NCBI's taxonomy places the organism in Eukaryota, Metazoa, Arthropoda, Arachnida, Araneae, Uloboridae. Gene Ontology annotation, biological process: protein processing. Gene Ontology annotation, molecular function: serine-type endopeptidase activity. Bases 1 to 1473 code for a protein of 490 amino acids. The transcript has 9 exons. Gene Ontology annotation, cellular component: trans-Golgi network; Golgi membrane. The record is from RefSeq and is a predicted model, not a curated record.
AUGGUGCACAUUCAAUGGGCAUCGCAGCAGACUCUGUUCCACCGCGUCCAACGUUCGGAAGUGUUCGGUCAUUCUAUUUCCGGCAGCCUUUCAACGCCCGUCCCGAGAGCCCUUCUGAUUAAGGAGCCAUCGAACGCCUCGAACGGACUUAAGUUUAAUGACCCUCUCUUCAAAGAACAGUGGUAUCUGGACGAAGCAGCAAGUGAAGAAUUUUUAUACUUGAACUCUGAAUUCAAAGCUAUUCCCGAAAACAGCCAUGGUACUUAUUGUGCAGCAAUUGCAGCUGGUGUCGCAAACAACCGAGUUUGUGGAGUUGGGGUAGCGUAUGACGCAAAAAUUGUAGGAGUUAGAAUUUUGAAUGGUCCUCUGACGGACGCGCAGGAAGCCAUUGCGUUGGUACACGCCCUGGAAGUGGUGGACAUCUACACUGCCUCCUGGGGACCGGAAGACAAGGGCAACGCCAUAGGAGGACCUGGACAUCUGGCCAGAAAGGCUAUCCUGAAAGGAGUGACACAAGGUCGUCGAGGCAAGGGGGCCAUCUAUGUGUGGGCGGCAGGAAACGGCGGCGCUUACUUGGACAACUGCAACCUCGACGGCUACGCAUCUAGUCCCUUCACGGUGACAGUGGGGGCCCUGGGGCCGGAAGGGCGCAGCGCAUUCUAUUCGGAGCACUGCGCGGCGGUCCUCGCCUCUGUCUAUGUGGGAGGGCCCCAUUAUCCACCCUCCAAAGAAGACCUGGAAAAGGAAAGACAAAAGCCCAAAGUGGUCGUUCCGGAAGGAAGAGGGAAAUGCCGACAGACAUUCCAAGGAACUUCCGCAGCUGCACCCCUCGCGGCUGGAGCCAUUGCACUUCUACUACAGGCAAAUCCUUCUCUCGGAUGGCGGGACGUACAGCACAUCAUUCUCAACACUUGCCGCAUACCUUCCCCUGAAGAACACGGCUGGUUGUGGAAUGCGGCAGGCUUUCAUUUCCAUCCCAAGAUCGGCUGCGGCGCCCUUGAUGUCGACAGGAUGGUCGAGUCAGCUAUUCACUGGAAGCCAGUUGGUCGCUUGAAAACGUGGAAGAGUGCACCAGUAAAAAGCAAAAAGCUUCUUCUGGCGAGAAGGAACACAUUCUUGGUAACAAAUGUUAACAAAUCUUCGAUGCACCCAAUUAACAAAAUUAAUCGGCUGGAAACAGUUGUGGCGACUGUUGACAUUACAAAUCUGCACUGUGGACACCUUGAAAUGUCUUUGACGUCACCCAUGGGCACACGAUCCGCAAUUCUGACGAGGAGGCCCUAUGACAACAAAACAACCAGGUUUCCUCACUGGGACUUUACUUCACUUCACUUCUGGGGAGAAGAUCCAGAAGGGAAAUGGUUAUUCGAAGUGUCUAAUCAUGGUUAUGAAAACGGUUUCUUAAAUUAUUUCUCUGUCACGUUUUAUGGAACGGAAGAAAAGGAACAUCAGCCACAACCCAGGAAACACUAAGCAGAAACUGAAAAUGUAUGACAAACUGUUUUACUCCAUUGACUGUAUUCUUGGCAAUGCGGACUGCCAACUCGCCAAAGUUCUUCGAUUUCAGGAAGUGAUAACGACUACAGUAGGUGCAAACCAAACCUGGCAGCACUGUAAAGGCUACGCAGAUCCAAAUCACAACAUUACGACGCUGCCGGGGCCGUGGUAGCCCGAUCGGUAUAGUGUCGGAUUCGGGGCCGGAGGGUCCUGAGUUCGAACCUCGAUGGUCGAAGACCCACCGUCGUCA